Molecule: messenger RNA, 9936 nt
Organism: Mytilus californianus (California mussel)
Lineage: Eukaryota; Metazoa; Mollusca; Bivalvia; Mytilida; Mytilidae
Product: alpha-mannosidase 2x-like
Exons: 23
Coding region: 51-3608 (1185 amino acids)
Biological process (GO): protein deglycosylation; N-glycan processing; mannose metabolic process
Cellular component (GO): Golgi membrane
Molecular function (GO): carbohydrate binding; alpha-mannosidase activity
Source: RefSeq, a predicted model, not a curated record
GACGAAAACACGGAUAUAAAACACCUUGGAAUUUUAAGUAUAAGAUUUUAAUGGAACAAAUCCGCAUUACAAAAGUAAUAUGGAAGAAGCGGAAAAUGAAGAAAUACAUGGUAGUAUGGGGUUCCAUGUUUUUCAUCGUAGUCAUCAUGUCGCUGUAUCUAAUGAUGGAAACAGUAUCAAACAACAUGGGAAGAGUAAAUUCUGACGACGUACUAGUUGCAGAAAGACUGUCAAAGUUAGAGAACGAUUUAACUAAAAAUGAAAAGUUAAUAAAUGAAAUAAAGGACACAGUGAAGUAUGUUUCUAACGGCGAUAAAGAAUCGCUGAAAAAAUUAAACGAUAUUCUCAAUGAUGCUGAUACUAAAUUUAAUCAGGCAAAAGAGGCAGUGAAGGAACUUUUCCAAAAACCAGCUCUAAAGGUCCAAACCAACAAACAACCAAUUGCAAGGGUUGAAGUACACAAUGUAGCAGUUAGCAGAAGUAAUCAAGUCUGUACUUUAGCUGAUGCACCAAACAUCAAAACGGAUGUUCAGAUGUUGAAAUUAGUUGACCUUAUGACCUUUGAGAAUCCAGAUGGAGGCGUAUGGAAACAAGGAUGGAAUGUGAACUAUGACAAAAAUAAAUAUGACAAGAAGAAGUUGUAUGUGUAUGUGGUACCUCACUCACAUUGUGACCCAGGUUGGGUAAAGACACUUGAUACUUACUUCAAUGAUCAGGUGAAAGGAAUAUUAGAUAACAUGGUGGAUAAGUUAGAAAGUUAUCCGAAAAUGAAGUUUAUGUAUGCAGAGGUCUCAUUCUUCUCUAUGUGGUGGAGCCAGAUUGACCAGAAGAAAAAGAACAGGGUCAAAAAAUUGAUAGAGAAAGGUCAGUUUGAGAUAAUAACAGGAGGCUGGGUGAUGAAUGACGAAGCCAAUACACAUUACUUUGCUAUGAUUGAUCAGAUGAUUGAAGGCAACCAAUGGCUGAACUUAACACUAGGAGUGAGACCAGAAUCUGGCUGGGCCAUUGAUCCUUUUGGACACACUCCUACCAUGGCUUACCUACUGAAGAAAAUGAACUUCAAAAACAUGUUAAUACAGAGAGUCCAUUAUGCAGUAAAGAAAGUCCUAGCUAAAGAAAAACAACUUGAAUUUAUGUGGAGACAAAACUGGGAUCAGGAUGGAUCCACAGAUAUUUUGUGCCAUAUGAUGCCCUUCUAUUCCUAUGAUGUGCCACACACAUGUGGUCCAGACCCUAAGGUUUGUUGUCAGUUUGACUUCGGUCGUCUUUCUCCCAGUAGGUGGAGCUGUCCAUGGAGAGUACCACCUGUACAUAUUCAUGAAGGCAAUGUUCAAGAAAGAUCUCUUACACUACUUGAUCAGUAUAGGAAAAAAGCUGAGCUGUACAGAAGUAAUGUACUGUUUAUACCAAUCGGUGAUGACUUCCGUUAUGACAGAGGAGACGAAUGGGAAAAACAGUACACUAAUUAUCAGAAGAUAUUUGACUAUGUUAACUCCAAAUCUGAACUUAAUACACAGAUGCAGUUUGGAACGCUAACAGAUUAUUUUAAGAAGUUAUAUGAAGUAAAUGAUGUAGAAUAUGGACAGAAGCCACCCAGCUAUCCUGUUUUAAGUGGAGAUUUCUUUACAUAUGCUGACCGGGACGAACAUUACUGGAGUGGAUAUUAUACAUCAAGACCAUUCUAUAAAAGACUGGACAGGGUACUUGAAUAUCAUCAAAGAUCAGCAGAAAUAGCCUUUACCAUGGCAACAGCUUACAGUAGAAGUGAUGCUUAUUCUAACUUCCCUGAGAGUGCUCUGAUGAAGAUGUUAGUGACAGCUAGGAGAGCCUUAGGUCUGUUCCAACAUCAUGAUGGUAUCACAGGAACCGCUAAAGAUUUCGUUGUCAUUGAUUAUGGUAAAAGAAUGUUAGAAGCCUUAAUGAAUGCCAAGAGGAUUAUAGUUGAGUCCAUGACAUACCUGACAGCCAAGUCUAAGUCUGACUACAAGUACAGCAAUGAUAAACCUAUAUUUAACUUGGAUGAAAGCAGAGAAAAUCAUGAUUCUUUGGCAGAAAAAACAGUUAUUGAUGUUACUGAUGAAGGAAGUCCAGUUAUCUUCUUUAAUUCCUUGGCUCACAACAGAGAACAGGUGGUAACAGUUCAUGUAAAUACACAAAAUGUCCUGGUUGUCGAUGGCAAUGGUGCAGAUGUUCCAUCUCAGACUGAUGCAUUCUGGGUUAUAAAGAAUAGAAUGGCCCCUGAAGAAUUCUUGGUGUCAUUUGUUGUUGAUGUUCCAGCCUUAGGUAGCACUACCUACUUACUGAAGAGGAUCAGUAAGGGAAGCAGAUCCUAUGGGAGAGUAACAAUGUACAACACAGAGGCUGAAAAUGUUCCUGAACAAUCUUCAUUUACAAUCAAAACAGAACAAGAAAAAGAUUUCUCCAUAGAAAAUUCCUUCCUGAAAGCUGAGUUUUCUGGAAGUACAGGCUUUCUGAAGUCUGUGACAACAAAGGAUGAUGGGAAACAACACAAGAUAGAGGUCAGCUUUGUAUCUUAUGGUAUAUCUCAUGGUAAAGAGAAGAGUGGAGCUUAUCUGUUCUUACCUGAUGGUCCAGCAAAGACUAUCAACUAUGUGUCACCGACCAUAAGAAUAACAAGAGGCCCCAUUGUGUCAGAGGUUGUAGUGUACCACCAGUAUACAGAACAUCAUGUUAGAAUUCUCAGUUCUCCUGGUACAGAUGGCAGUGCUAUAGAUAUAUAUAACCUGGUAGACAUCAGUAGUACUGGUGGUAACAUUGAGACAGCCAUGAGGAUUAACACUGACAUAGAGAACACAGACAGAGAAUUCUUUGUUGACCUUAAUGGUUUCCAGAUGAUAAAGCACAAGACAUUAGACAAAAUUCCACUCCAGGCCAACUUUUACCCAAUGCCAUCCAUAGCUUUUAUUGAAGAUGAUAGUUAUAGAUUUAAUGUUUUGUCUGGUCAGUCACUAGGCAUGGCUAGCUUAGAUGUUGGUCAGAUAGAGAUAAUGAUGGACCGACGUUUGAACCAGGAUGACAACCGAGGUCUGGGCCAGCCUGUUCAUGAUAAUAAAAAUACACCUAACAGGUUUGCUCUCUUGUUUGAAAAGAGGCUAAAGCCAAGGGCAAGAGAAAAAAUAACCGGAUUUCCAUCUCUUCAAGCUCACCUAACCUCAUUACAGCUCAUCCAACCAAUCUUUGUCAUUCCUAAAAAUAGUGAGUCUGACAGCAUUCCACUUUUACCGAACUUUAAUCCAAUGCAGAAAACCUUGCCGUGUGAAAUUCAUCUAUUGAACUUGAGAUCACUACGUUAUAGUGAAGAUGACACAAGUCAUGGAUUUAAACCAAGAAAAGAUGUCGCAAUGUUACUUCAUCAUUUAGGAUUCGAUUGUAAUUUCCCAAAUCGAGGGUUAAAAUGUGACAGUUCUGAUGGAAAGAUAUCAUUCCUUCGCUUAUUUAGAGAGUUAACAUUUAAAAACACCAAAGAAACAUCUUUAUCGCUGAAUUAUGAUCAAAGAGGCAUUAAGAGUGGAGAAACAAUGUCUCUCAAACCUAUGGAAAUAAACGCAUAUCGAACAGAAUUACAGUGGAUGGCCCCAACAUAUUGAUUGAUCUGUUUAUUUUAUUGUACAAAUUAAUGCAUUUUAAAUAUAAUUUAGAUAAUUUCAGUUACUGUAAAUUCAGAAAUUUUAGCAUGUAAUUAUAAUGGUGAUUUUUGAAUAGCUGAAAAAAUGUGCGAUUAAUUCUUGUGAUGUCAGGAAAUAAUAUAUACAAAUAAUGCUUUCACAAUUUGAGUUUUUAUUUUAGCAAAACCUGUUAUCAUGGUUAUGUUGCAAUUUUCCUUGAUAAGAUAAAAAUAGCAAAAAUUUCUGAAUUUACAGUAUCUUGUGCUGCACAGUUUAUACAUUUAGGAUAACAAGAGGUGGCGCUGAUAAAAAAUGUGUACCGUUGAUAGAAGCAAUUAGACAUUUGUCUUUCAUUUUCUCAAUAACCCAUGUACUAAAUUUUUGAAUGCUCUUCUUGGUUCUAAAUUAUUCUUAGAAAAGAAACUCAUUAGGACUGAUGAUUGUAAAAAAACAAACAGUAGGACUAUGUAGUGAACAGUACACAAGCCCCAUGUGCUAACUAUUGUAUAAAAUAGCCUCUAGACCUAAAGAUGGUAGAUAUAUUACAACUUGUGUAAGCCAUAUUAAAAGUGUCACCUUUUUCACAGAAAUUACUUGCUUGGUAAAAAUCAGACCUUGGAUAUUACACUGCUGAUGAGAACUCUUUUCUGAGGAGAAACAUUCAAAAAAUUUGUAUUGAAAAAAAAUUUUUUUUAAUUUUUUUUAUUGAAUUAUAUUUUGUUGGGGAACACUUAUUUAUAAUUUCAUAUGUGUUGACAAGGUUUUAUUUGUGUCUGUCUCACUAGCUAGCCUUAUGUCUCAUAACACGGUAGUAGCUUUAGUAAUUCAAAAUAAGAAGUGAUAUACAAAAACAUGUUUAUAUCAACAUAGCCAGAAAAACUUUGGUCUGAACACUUCGUAAUUUUUGUAAUUACUUUAAAACAUCUAAUGUUAGCCAGUAUUAAAAAACAAUCUGCCCAGAUAUUAAUUAGCAGUUUUGUGAUAAAUUUCUAUCAGAUAUUUGAUCAGACACCUUUAAAGUGUCUGACAAAACUAAAAUUUAGCCAGAAAAAUGUCAAUCAAAUUUGGAGACCUCAGUUUGUUAGAAAUUUCUUGAAUCAGUUUACUAAUUAGUUUUAAUUAAUAUAUUGAUGUGACUCUAACAUGGUAUAAUCAGACUUGGGACCUUAAGUUGUUGGCAGAAGACCUUGUAACCUAAUGUCUCAUUUAAAGAGACCUGGGAUCUUUUACACAGGUUUAUUGUAAAACAUAGACCUGUCAAAUGUCAUUGAAAGUGACCUGGUGACCUAUGGCAAUUUAUAAACGGGGUGACCAAUGGGGUUUGACUCUACUAGAGCCCCAUUGAUUAUGUAUUGAAACAAUUGGCUAAAAACUAGCAGCACAAAAUCUAGAAAAAGUAUAUCAUUGAUCAUCUGUAGAAAUUGCUGUUUUAAUAUUGAUGACAGGUGCAAUAUUUAUUUUGUUCUUUCACUUAUGCUCAACAUAGAUUUCAUAAACUUGUUAAUAUGAUAAAAAAGGGAUCAUUUGUAUUGAUUGCAUGUAUAUAGUCAAUUUUUCUUUAAAAGAAUGACAUGUUUUUCAUGUAAAACUUAAAGAUAAUAGAAAGCAAUAUAACCAGAGUCUUUAUUAUACAUAUUUUUGUUCUGACAUUGACGAGUAAGUAUGGUUUUUAAAUGGAUGUAGGAGGGCAUUGAGGGACUUACCACCCCCACCCCUCAAAUACCAACAUAUUAUGACCCAUGCCCAAUGAUUAAACUUCUCUCCCCAACCCCCAAACUUUCAUUUGGAAUAAGCCAAAUCAAGUUUAUUGAUGUACAUAUUUGUAGGUAAUUGGUUUUGACCCCUGAAGUGACCUUUCACUCUAAUGUGAAGAACCAGUAGAAUUUUACCAUUCCAUAUAAUGUGAUACUAAUAAAAAUGCAGCUGAUAUUUAAUGUUAUAUAAAUUUGUUUUACGGUCAUUUAAAAUUAAUUCCUCAGUUAUUUAUUAUUUUUUUUACUUUGGAUGGAUGGGCAUUUUCAAGUGUAAGAAUGUAAGAUAAGAUAAACAUUAGUCAUUAAAAGGGAAAAAAACUGUGGCUGGUACUUUAAUACUUGAAUUAGAAUUUUGGAAUUAAUUUUAUCAUGCCGGUAUUUAUACUGUAUGCAUAUGACUGUAUGAGUGUGUUCAAUAUAGCAAGGAAAUGAAAAGGUUGUGGUUGGAGGUAGAUUAUUAUUUAUAAAGUUUAUAUAUAAAUUUGUUUUGUUUUUUCUGCCCAGUGCAUUUGAAUGAAAAUGUUAAACUGGUUGAUUAUAUUUAAUUUACUUUAUUUUCGUAUUUUUUGUACAGAAAUGAUGUCUUGUUACUCAUUAGCUAGUUUCCUUGGUUAUUCUAAUGAUUUUUUUUUUUUUUUUUUUUGUUUUGUUUUGUUGUGUUUGUUUUGUAUAGUCUUUCAUGUUUUUUUGUUAAAUUGCUGAAUUUUUUUUGGGGGGAGGGGGAGGGUUCUAUCGAAAAUGGGUAUUAGAUAUGAAAAAUUCCAUCAAGAUGGACAUUCUUUACUAUAUAUUAAAAAUCAUAACCUUUGCGAGAAAAAAUAGUUAGCAAGUGUUCAAAAGAAUUCAAAUAUGAAAAUUAAGUUGAUCAAAUAUUAAAAUAUUAAUUGAAACUUGUAGAUGGAUAUACACACCCAAAAGAAACCAUAAUUGUACAUUGGAUAACAAAAAUUGCAUUGGUGAUGAAUUUCAUUAUCUUUAUGUGUGUAAUAUUGUAGAUUUAGGUCACAAUUUAUACCAAACCUAAUCAAAAUGUAAAAAUUAUUGUCUUUAUGUAAUGAACCAGUAUUGAAAAAUUAUUAUGCUGUAUUUUAUAUCUUUUCAAAAAUUCUUUUGACAAUUUUGUAUAUCUACUAUUUGUAACCAUCUUAAUGUUUAACGUUAUAUGAUGUAUUUGCUCAGUCUAGUAGCACACAUGGUGUGACUGAAUGUACAAUAUAAUCUUUGAAUCUUUGAAUUCAUAUUUCAUUACUGUGUAUGAAUGAUUAUGCAAACAUUAUUUUAAAAUUCUUUCCUUUUACUUAUAAAACUUGGUAUUGAUUUUUACCUUAACAUGUGUAAUGUUUAAGAUUUGCUGUUUUAAUGCAAAGACUGACCUACCUUGUACAAAUCCAGAAUUUUUUUUUACAUGCAAGCUAUUUAACAAAUAAUAACUGUAGAUUCAUUUAUUUUUGUGGAUAUAAAUUUUCGGGAAUUAAGGAAAAAUUAUAUUUUCAUAUUUUUGCCAAAGUCUGCACAUAAGCCUAUAAAAAGUUAGCAGUUUGUUAAACAUAUUAAUUUGAGGUUGACCUUUACCCACGAAAUACACGAGAAAUUGGUAUCCCACGAAUAAUAAUACAUCCCCAGUAGUCCAUGAAAUUUACAUAGAUAUAAGAAGAUGUGGUAUGAGUGCUGAGACAACUCUCCAUCCAAGUCAAAAUUUAUAAAAGGAAACCAUUAUAGGUUAAAGUACGGUCUUCAACACGGAGCCUUGGCUCACACCAAACAGCAAGCUAUAAAGGGCCCCAAAAAUUACUAGUGUAAAACCAUUCAAACGGGAAAACCAACGGUCUAAUCUAUUUAAAAAAUGAGAAACGAGAAACACUUAUGAACCACAUCAACAAACGACAACCACUGAACAUCAGAUUCCUGACUUAGGACAGGUGCAAACAAUAUGCCCAUAAAUAUAAUUCAUUGGCUUUCAGUUCUACUACAUGUACCUCAGUAAUUUUUAUUUUAACAAGCAACAAUUUGUUAUUGCGCAUGAUUAGCACAAAAGGGAAAUUAAUUACAGUUAUUGUUUCAGAAACAAAAGUGAAUUGGGUUUUGGUUUAAACAAUAUUUUAUUCGAUAAGUCAAAUCAUGAUAUAUAAUAUAAUACAGUAUAAACAUUGGGUUUUGAAACAUUGGAUACUACAAGAAUUUAAAUAUGUUUUGUAUAUCUCAGAAAGUUACAUAUCAAGAUUAUGAAUUAUCUUUUUUUAUUAAAUUGUUAAAAUUUUUAACAUAUUGUAAAAUUUAAUCAUUUGCAAGAGUUAAAAAUAGGCUAAGUUUUGUAUAGAAUAUUUUCAAAGAUACUUUUUGAACACAAUGGCAAUAAAUUAUAUUUUUUCUCUGUAUGUAAAUAUUGAUAGUAAACUCAAUAUUUGAUUGGUUGAGAGUAUCCCACAUGACAUUGAAAAAACUUUACAUUCCACUUUAAGUAUUAUAUUCACCAUUAAACAUCACGACUACCUCCUGCGAUAUUAUGGAUGAGAAGUCACAUUUUCCAAUCUGACAGGCAAUUUUUUGGGUGAGCAAAUCUUCAUAUCUCCUUUCACAAUGGAAAUAAAUGUAUAUAACUAUACUGAGCAAAAAAAGUUAAGCAACAAACAUUUGGAAUGUUAAAAAACAUUUUAAAAAUAAACUAUUCUUCUUAACAUAACACUGAAUAAAUUAUUAAAACAAAGAAAAUAAACCAUAAGUUGAAAUUCUUACUCCACAAAAACUUAAUUAUAAAGAUUUGAACUUUAACUAAAAAAUUUGUUGCUAAACUUUUUGUACUCAGUAUAUUAUGACUAAAUUGUGUAGUGUUUGCUUUGUAACUGUGAGUGUAUAUAUAAACAUACAUGUAUGUAUGAUUGAGAAAAUCCAAUGAAUAACUUUGAUAUUAGAUGCUUGUUUUACAUUUUGUUGUUGUAAUAUGACUGCUGUUUGUAGAGUUUUCAUUUAACGUUUUCACAUUUUUGUAUGAAUUAUGGUAUAAUUAGUAUUAUUCAUGUAAUUCAGAUUAUGAUUUUGCAAUGAAAAAACUGCUGAGAAUGAAUUUAAUUUAAUGAAUUUUUCAGUUUGAUUGAUUUACCUUUUAUAUAAACAUUCAGGCUUUUGUAGGCAACACACACGUCUGGCCUACACAAUUAUAAUCCUGGGAUCUUCAAGGGAGAUAACUCUGUAAAAUUUAAAUGUGUUUAUAAUAGUCUGUUCCAUCUGCAUUUUACGCAUGAUUUUUCCUGCGGUGAAUAUAAUGUUUAAAAAAAUAAGAUUCUCUAUGCUUUUAGUUAUUGACAAAACAGAAAUGUUAUAGUCAUAUAAUAUGAUUGAAUUAUAAUGUUAUAAAUUUACUGUUAAUAAUUCUUUACAAGUUGAAUCUUUUCAACUUAAUAAAUAUGGAAAAUCAGUCUUAAUAGACGAUGACAAUUACAGCAUAUGAUGAGAAAUAAUUCAACAGAUCAACUGGGUUUUUUUUGUAGAAUAUUCUUCGUUAACUCCUCCCACUAAACUCUUUUGGUUAUUUAUUAUUCGUAUUUUUUACUUGACAAAUUUUGGGUGAUAAUUGAAACUUGAACUUUUAUACAUGUACAAUAUUUAAGUGUUUGAUGUAUCAUAGAUGUAGAUGUAAGAUGUAUAAAUUUGAUGUGAUAUUUGUAUUUAUUUACUGUUAAAAGAUUUAUUCAAGAUGGAGCAUUUUAAAAAUAAAUAUUGAAUUAUUUCAAUAUGCUUUCAAUCUAGAGUAGAAUUUGAUGUAUAGCUUAACAUAAUGUGAUUGAACUGACGACUAUAGCAGAAGCAUCUGUUCAUUACCAAUGCAACAAUUGUCUUAUAACCUUAAAUAGAAAUGUCAGAAGGUACUUAUUGAAAUGAAUGAAAUUAUAAGUUUAAAUUUCGAUCAGUUCAAUUCAAGCACUCUGGCUUCCUCCACCAAUAAAAACUGGCUGCCACGAUAUAUAGCCAAUAAUGCUGAAAGUAGCUUUCAAAACACCAACAAUCAAUUAUUUCGAUAAAAUUUUCAUAACAACCACAUUUUCUCAUAUGUUUUGUUUUAAGCAACACUUGAUAUGGGAGUUUCAAAUAUUUUGAUGAGAAAAAUAAAAGAGCAAAAAAAUUUACCUUACAAAAUUUUAAGAUAGGAAAUAUAAAUUCUGUAGGAUGUAAAGAGAAAUAUUUGUAAAGGGAGAUAACUUUGUUAAUGUGAAUUAUCUCCCCCUAGAAUGCAGGUGAUUAUAGAUAAAAUAUAUAUAAACUCAUAACAGAAUAAAAAUUUGUAGCUGUGAAAUUGACCCAAGUUCCAUCUCUGACCUUUUGACACUCCCUGAACGAACUUGAUAUUAUUAUGUAGUCAAUUAUAUAAAAGGAUAAAUUUUAUGUGCAUGUAAGAACACUAGACUUGAAAUACUUUUUUUUCAGCAGGUAAUUUGUUUUUAUUAAAAGAUGUGGCUGAUUGUGGCAAGAGUUUAUGAUUUCUGUACAUAAAGUGUUAUCAUGUUAAUGAUGUAUAUUGAGUUAUCUACAUUGUUUAUGAAUAAACUACUUCUUUUAUUUGU